This is a messenger RNA of Quercus robur (English oak), 1556 nucleotides long. Its product is annotated as NADH dehydrogenase [ubiquinone] 1 alpha subcomplex subunit 9, mitochondrial. Gene Ontology annotation, molecular function: protein-containing complex binding. Lineage: Eukaryota; Viridiplantae; Streptophyta; Magnoliopsida; Fagales; Fagaceae. The coding region runs from base 144 to 1355 and encodes 403 amino acids. The transcript is spliced from 12 exons. The record is from RefSeq and is a predicted model, not a curated record. Gene Ontology annotation, cellular component: mitochondrion.
UUUAGAGCAAAGCCCACUAGGAACCAAUCCCAAGACCGAUGGACCGAAAUCCAAACUUCACACAGAAUGCGCAAGUUAGCACCUUCCAAAACUUCUUCUUCCCAACCCACACUCUCUCUCUCUGUAACUGAGGUGCAGCAAAGAUGCAAGCCAUUUCGAGGCGUAUAGUGCAGCAGCAAUCUCUGAAGUCAUCGUCGGCUUCAAUCUCAUCCCUCAAGUCCCUCUACUCCAUCUCCAGCUCCGAUCACCGUUAUGGAGCUGAUCAUCCACGGUACGGAUCUACUUUGGCCACCAAAGGCGUCGGCCACCUCGUUCGCAAAGGCACUGGUGGAAGAUCCUCCGUUAGCGGUAUAGUUGCUACAGUGUUUGGAGCUACAGGGUUCCUUGGUCGUUAUGUGGUUCAACAGCUAGCUAAAAUAGGAACUCAAGUGUUAGUUCCUUUCCGAGGUUCUGAGGAUAAUCCUCGCCAUCUCAAGUUGAUGGGAGAUUUGGGACAGAUCGUACCAAUGAAAUACGACCCAAGAGAUGAAAACUCGAUUAAGGCUGUUAUGGCGAAGGCUAACGUUGUUCUCAAUCUGAUUGGAAGGGAGUAUGAGACAAGGAACUAUAGCUUUGAGGAAGUGAACUUUUCCAUGGCUGAACAACUUGCAAUGAUUGCCAAAGAACAUGGUGGUAUCGCAAGAUUCAUUCAAGUUUCUUGUUUGGGGGCAUCUCCAUCAUCUCCGUCCAGACUGCUAAGGGCUAAAGCUGCUGCAGAGGAAGCUGUUUUGAGAGAGAUACCUGAAGCCACAAUUAUGAGACCUGCUGUAAUGGUUGGAACAGAGGAUAGGAUUAUGAAUACUUGGGCACGUUCUGCAAAAAACUAUGGCUUCCUUCCACUCAUUGGUGGUGGAUCUACCAAAAUCCAACCAGUAUAUGUUAUUGAUGUUGCUGGUGCAAUUGUUGCGGCCUUGAAAGAUGAUGGCACCAGCAUGGGAAAAAUUUAUGAACUUGGUGGGCCAGAUAUCUAUACCAUACAUGAAUUGGCAGAAAUUAUGUAUGAUGUGAUCCGGGAAUGGCCUCGCUAUGUCAAAGUUCCUUUCCCUAUUGCAAAGGCUAUUGCAAUGCCACGAGAAUUUUUACUUAAUAAAGUUCCCUUUCCAUUACCCGUUCCCUUCAUGUUCAACCUUGAUCAGAUCCUUGCAUUAACUAAAGACACAGUCGUUUCAGAGAAUGCUUUGACUUUCAGUGAUCUUGGGCUUGUGCCUCAUAAGCUGAAAGGAUACCCUAUUGAGUUUCUUAUCGCAUUUCGUAAGGGUGGUCCCCAAUUUGGUUCUACUGUAAGUGAAAAAGUCUCUACUGAUGAUUAUGCUUGAGGUUCUGUGGAUUUUUUGGUCCCAAAUGUUUUUUAGUUCACCCAGUUGAAGACUUUGAAACAGGCGUGUAAGGCCUCCAUUUCUUUUAGCAAAUGGUAAAAAGAUUUUUGAGCGCAUGACUGUUGUAUCUUUUUCAUUCAUAUGUAGAAUUCACAAUGAUGUUCAAUAACAAUGAUUAAUAAAAGCUGGGAUACUUGUUCA